Molecule: messenger RNA, 1647 nt
Organism: Penicillium roqueforti
Lineage: Eukaryota; Fungi; Ascomycota; Eurotiomycetes; Eurotiales; Aspergillaceae
Exons: 2
Coding region: 1-1647 (548 amino acids)
Source: RefSeq, a predicted model, not a curated record
AUGAUGGACCUAUCCCAUCUCACACGGCCUGGCAUUCUGUGCCAGUGUGCUCGAUGUUCCAGCUCACUGGCUGCACUGGAGAAUGAGUGGGCCAAACUAUCUAAUGCCUACUCAAUCCCGACAGCAUGGCUGAGUGUCGACCUCCAUCGCAUCGCGGUUUCUUCGGAGCGGAAGCAAAUCCCUCAUACAUCGGAUAUGACCCUUCUGCGUGGCCGUGUCAUUCAAGAAGUGUCAUGUAAACUCUGCCAGCAAAGGAUGGGGGUACUUUGUCCACUUGACAACGGGAUGAAUAUUUUGUGGAAAAUGUCGAAAGUUGCUUUUAGGGAGAUUGUUACCAUGCGAACGGUGCAGCCUGUAUUCAAACAGGGGGCCCUCGAACGACUGAUUUGUCCCCCGAAAGAACCUCCGCGCCGAAACACCGAUCUUGUCCAGGGAAAUGCAGUGGUCCCAGCUGGCUCCACCGAUCCCACUACCGUCGAUCCAGCGAUGCAAAAACAAAUGAUCCACCAGGGUAGAAGUAUCGAUCAGAUUUCGAACUCAGUGAACCACCUCCAAGAUACAAUGUCUGAUCUCAAAAACUCAUUUACAGCCCUUCGAAUUGAGUUGAAUCGACCCGGACGGAAUUUGGCGGAAGGUUCCAUACUUCAGGGGCAAGACUUUGACAUGAUUGCUAUGGUGCUCAAGGAGCUCAAAUCCAAGUCUGACGAGAUCGAGAAACUCAAGCUGGAGAUCGAGGCCCUGAAACUGAAGAAUCGCUAUAUGGGAGUGACCCUGCCACACCAGCAAGAGUCAUUGUCGAUCAUGAACAUGAAUGCUGCGCUUCCUGAAGUCCGGAGCCCCGGCUUACUCCAAGCGGGCCGGAAACGCAAUUGGCCUGACGCAUUCUCGGGCGAUCGCAGCCAGACAAUCGCGGAUUCCCCGGAGGAAGAUGAUAUGGUGGAUGAAAUGUCUCUAUCAGAUCCGCUGAUAAAGAGCUCUCGCAUUCCUCUCAAUGACCAACCCCAACCAGCAAUUAUCAAUGGUCCACCUGGUGAAGAGCAACUGGAGUCCCUAGAGGGGCUGAUGUCUGCUCGAGAACCUGAAAAUAUCUCCAUCCCUCUUCAACCCCAAUCCAACUUGCAGCAAACUAUAGCCAAACGUCCGCGCCUAGGUGUGCCUUUCGAGGAAAGCCCCCAAACGGCCCCUCCGCAGCCGCAAACUGUUCCUCAGAAAAGACCGCCUGGCAGGCCGAGGAAAUCAAUCAGCCAGCCCACUAUCCCCGAUCUCACCGAAUCACCCAGUAUCGCUCCUUCUACCACGCAGGGGAAUGUGGAGUCAAACGUUCAACAAAACACAGUACGACGUCGCACGUCUCGUCGCAGCUUGCGUGCGCAAUCCCUUGGUCCAAAUAACAGCCAUGCACAUAGUGAAGAGGACCAGCAGAACACACAAGAGUCAACUGAAGCUCCCCCUGAGGCUCACCCAGCGCCCAACAAAAAGACCAAGCGGAAUACUGGCUCCCCCAAUGGAAAGCGAACUGGCGGUCCAGACGAGGACGGAGAUGAGGCCGCUAUGAAUGAGAAGCGGAAGGCUAAGGUCGCGGCGCGGGACGUCAUGGCCAAGAUGGCUUUACAGCACGAGGAGGCUUUGGAGGCUGAGAAUGCAUGA